This is a messenger RNA of Nerophis ophidion (straightnose pipefish), 3320 nucleotides long. It is a transcript of the gene ube2z, whose product is annotated as ubiquitin-conjugating enzyme E2Z. Gene Ontology annotation, molecular function: cysteine-type endopeptidase inhibitor activity; ubiquitin conjugating enzyme activity. Gene Ontology annotation, cellular component: nucleus. The transcript is spliced from 7 exons. The record is from RefSeq and is a predicted model, not a curated record. Bases 482 to 1609 code for a protein of 375 amino acids. NCBI's taxonomy places the organism in Eukaryota, Metazoa, Chordata, Actinopteri, Syngnathiformes, Syngnathidae. Gene Ontology annotation, biological process: negative regulation of apoptotic process.
AACGUUUACUCUGAAACGUCGUUGCCUUGAAGCCACACCGGAAGUGGGCAACCGUCUUGAUUUGAAACGCCAUCCGAUGUCCCCAGUCAAAUCUGGUUGGUUUCGACAUAAAGACUCGGGUGGUAAAGAAAGCGAUUGUUGAGGGAAAUUAAUAUUUUUCGUAGUUGAUUCAACGUUGUGUGGUAGAGCGCGACCGGGCCGAGGAGUGUCGUUCGCCCGUUUCGGGGCCUGCGGGAAGUAGCUAACGUAAAGCGUCUAACGUUGACGUAAAUACGCUGACGUAAAGAAGCUAGCAUGUCGGCGGAAGAAGGUCCUCGGGUUGUGUUGUCGUGUGGAGGCGGGACGUCAUCGCUCUGAUCUCGGGGGAAGAAGCUCGAGUUCCGCGGCACUCUUACAUGGACGCUGGGCUGCCCAACCGUGCCAACAAUUGUCUCGUACUGUUGAACAGCGGCCGUUAGCUCCACUUCACAGCACCCCGGCCAUGGCGGACAGCGUCGGACCGGAGUCCAUCGGCGACUCCCUCGCUUCUGGCGGCACCUCCGCCCUCAUGCUGGCCGACUCCCUGGCGGGCGGACAGCCGAGCGAGGGCGACCAGGUCGGGCUUGGUCCCGGGGGCUUGCCGGCGGAUGGUGUGGCGGCGACGGCCACGGACUUCUGGAACGCUUUCGGCUUGAUUCCACCGGCCGUGACCGCCAACGUGCACUCGCCGUCUCUCCCGCAGGGUGUCGGUCAGGCGGCGGGUGCAGGGGCAGGACCCGGGCCCCUCACGCAGGUCUACGCCGCCACCUGGGACCCGACCCGGAGCACCGACUGGGACAACGACAAGACUUCACAGCCUGCUAUUUUAAGAAUAAAGAGGGACAUCAUGUCCAUCUACAAGGAGCCUCCGCCAGGAAUGUUUGUGGUCCCUGAUCCUCAAGACAUGACCAAGAUCCACGCCUUGAUCACAGGGCCCUUUGACACGCCAUAUGAGGGCGGCUUCUUCCUCUUCUUGUUUCGAUGUCCCCCCGACUACCCCAUCCACCCGCCACGCGUCAAGCUCAUCACCACCGGCCAGAACACGGUCCGCUUCAACCCCAACUUCUACCGCAAUGGCAAAGUCUGCCUCAGCAUCCUUGGAACCUGGACAGGACCAGCAUGGAGUCCGGCUCAGAGUAUUUCCUCAGUCCUCAUUUCCAUCCAGUCUCUGAUGACGGAGAAACCGUACCACAAUGAACCGGGCUUUGAGCAGGAGCGCCACCCAGGGGACAGUAAGAACUACAACGAGUGUAUCCGCCAUGAGACCAUGAGGGUGGCUGUGUGUGACAUGCUGGAAGGCAAGGUUCCUUGUCCUGAAGCUCUCUGGAGUGUGAUGGAGAAGUCCUUCUUGGAAUAUUACGACUUCUACGAGGGUGUGUGCAGGGAGAGGCUGCAUCUACAAGGACAGAACAUGAAGGACCCGUUCGGAGAGAAGCGAGGUCGUUUCGACUAUCAGCGCCUCCUGGCCCGCCUGGGCGUUGUCCACCGGCGAAUACGGGAGAAAUGCGUGAUGAGCGACGACAACGACUCGGACUCGGACACCAGGUCUUCGGAGACGGACCCAGACAGUCAGGGUAGCUCUCAACCCUGAUGGAUGGCAGCCAAUCAAUACGUUAUUGAUUGAUGGAGGCGCUGGUUGUCCGCAGAGCAGACAAGAACUUAAGAAGGACAUGUGGACUUGGACUAGCAGACGCAUGGAGGAUCAAUGGAUCAAUACAGUAGCACUCCCAGUUUUUCAUGCUAAUACCAGAAUCAAUCAAUCUAUAUGAACAGCUGAUUGACUAAGUUGAUCAUUCUUAUGAGAGUCUCAACGAUCAAUAAGCGGUUCCAGUCUGACUAAUCAAUAUGAUCAAUAUUACACAAAGUGAUCAACUUUUUUGACACUUCAUCAAAACAAGUACGACAUUAAAAGUUGUCCUUGGCCCAAAUGUAAUCAAUCAAUCAAAUAGAUAAAUAAAUAGGACAUGUCAGAUCAAUAAUGGUAAGACCAAGUAUCAAUAUCAAUCUUUUCCCUCAUAAGCAAUAAUGAACUUAGUCUUGUGCAGGUUUACAGUCUUUGUUCUUUUUCAUGGCAUUGUUUUGUGGAGGUCUACAGUCUUGACAGUCUUUGGUUUUUCUCAAGGCAUAGUCUUGUGCAGAUCUACAUUCUUUGUCAUGGUGUAGUCAUGUGCAGGUCUACAGUCUUGACAGUCUUUGGUCUAUCUCAUGGCGUAAUCUUGUGCAGGUCUACAGUCUGACAGUCUUUCUCAUGGCGUAGUCUUGUGCAGGUCUACAGUCUGACAGUCUUUCUCAUGGUGUAGUCUUGUGCAGGUCUAAAGUCUCUCACAGCGUAGUCUUGUGUAGGUCUACAGUCCGACACUCUUUCUCAUGGCGUAGUCUUGUGCAGGUCUACAGUCUGACAGUCUUUGGCACGGCGUAGUCUUGUGCAGGUCUACAGUCUGACCGUCUUUCUCAUGGCGUAGUCUUGUGCAAGUCUACAGUCUGGUAUUUUUCGUGUUGUAGUCUUGUGCAGGUCUACAGUCUUACGUUUUUUCUCAUGGCGUAGUCUUGUGCAGGUCUACAGUCUUUGGUCUCUGUCAUAGUGUAGUCUUGUGCAGGUCUGCAGUCUUUCUCAUGGCGUAGUCUUGUGCAGCUCUACAGUCUUUCUCAAGGCGUAGUCUUGUGCAGGUCUACAGUCAGUCUUUCUCACGCGUAGUCUUUCGCAGGUCUACAGUCUCGAUAGUCUUAGUCAUGGCAUAGUCUUGUGCAAGUCUACCAUCUGACAGUCUGUCAUGGCGUAGUCUUGUACAGGUCUACAGUCUUUCUCAAGGCGUAGUCUUUUGCAGGUCUACAGUCUUUCUCAUGGCGUAGUCUUGUGCAGGUCUACAGUCUCUCCUGGUGGUCAAGCAUUGUUCUUGUUUUGAAAUGACUGUCUUCCUGGUAUUUAGCAGACAUGAAGAGUUGGGAGUGAUACUGUUUUCUCCUCAUAAGUAGCAAAGAUGGCGGCAGGCAUUCUGGACUUCUGGUCUUCUUUAAAGGGAUCUUCAUGCUGCUUGGACCGUCCAUCAGCUUCUCAAUGAUCAUUUAGUCUGGUCAAUAAGUCCAGUUGUGGAGACAAACGUCUUCUCAUGCAAACCAGUUCAAGAAAAAGAUUUGAAAUUGACAAAAAUAUUUUCAAUCAAAAACAUUUUGGUUUCAAAUCUGUUUCAGUGGUGAGUGUUUGAUUGUUUAUGACUUAAUGAAAUGUUUGAUUACAUUUUGAUGGGGGCGGGACUUAAAAAUGCAGACAUAAUAUUCAACAAUAAAAAUUAUCUUAGACUACA